AUGGAUAGGUCCGACAAGCAGUGGGCUAAAGCAUAUCUGCUCGACCCUCUCACUGCACCCGAGCCUAGCCAAGAAACAGGACCGGGAAGCUCAUUCAUAAACCCCGACCCAUUGCUUCGAACUUUCUCGCAGAAGAAGAAAGGCAAAGAACCAGUUCAGAGUAGCAACCAGAGCCACAAUAGUCACAAAAGCCACAGCCGCACCUCAUCGUAUCCCACUCCGCCUGCGUCCGCAAGCCCAACUCGGUCCAGCUUUCAUUCAUCCAAUCCGUUCUCGCCGACUUACAAGCACGCUUCUUCGCCUCAGCCUAGAGGACUUGGUUCUCCAGCGUCGCCCUCCUCGCCAAACCAUCCCCUAGGCCGUAGUAGCAGCGUUCGAAGUAACGGCCUCCGAGUACCGUCUUCGCCAAGAGAUCGAUUCCCCCCGAGCACGAGUGUUACUCGGAGCAUUAGUGCCCGUACUCGCUCCAUUGCCGAGGAGAACGCACCUCAACCCAAUUCUUCAGUUCAGCGCAGCAAGAGCGUGAACUCUCACCAAGGCUCCGGCGGUCUUCGACGCUCCGGUUCCAUCAACCAGAGGUUUCCCGGCGAUAUGUCUCAUCGACCUCUAGACAUGAUCAAGCGCGAGCAGCGCGCCGCAGACCGUGCACCUCACCUCAGGACGCGCAGAUAUGGCCCCGUGACGGACACCAUUGACUCGCUCGACAGCAUCGGCGGCGUCUACCAUCAUGGCGGCCCCUAUGAUGCCACUUUGGCGUCCCGCAACCGCAACAAAAAGUAUGCGCCCGUUGAGGCUGUGAGGGAGUCCAACCUGGAGGCCUUGAAGGCGACGCCUCGCGAGUACAUUCAGGAUUCCCUGGACAAGCAUGUACCGUUGCAAGGCACCGGUCUUAUUCCCGCCGGUGGCACUGAUAUGAGCGGCAAUGUUAUGAACUAUGAGGAAGGAGCCGAUCUCAUGCGUGAGCCCAAUAACCAAGGUGGUGCUUACAAGAGAUGGGACGGAAUUCAAUACCAUCCUGAUGAUCUGAAGGGAAAGGGAGAGCCUUCCUACACCUACGAGAGAGACCUUAAGGAGAAGAAGCGCAUGCGUAAGGCGUCUCUUGGCAAUAGCCCCGCAGAAUACGAGAUGCGCUCCGGCGUCAACGCUCAGUCACGUAAGGAUAACGGGGCGAUGGUACGUCAGCGCAGUGUCAGCAAUGCUGCUGACGGAAGACCCGGCCCCUCCGAAAUGCCCAACGGACAAACCAACAGCGCAGACAUCCAUCGUCACAAUAGUACCGGCAAGCGUUUUAGCGACGGCUUGAAGCGUCGUUUCGGUAGCAUCCGUCGAAAGAAUCACACUGCGGCGUAG
Colletotrichum orchidophilum is the source of this 1350-nucleotide messenger RNA. RefSeq lists its product as uncharacterized. Gene Ontology annotation, cellular component: cytoplasm. The transcript has 3 exons. Bases 1 to 1350 code for a protein of 449 amino acids. The record is from RefSeq and is a predicted model, not a curated record. NCBI's taxonomy places the organism in Eukaryota, Fungi, Ascomycota, Sordariomycetes, Glomerellales, Glomerellaceae.